Messenger RNA from Octodon degus (degu), 886 nucleotides. RefSeq names its product primary cilia formation (gene Cimap3). Gene Ontology annotation, cellular component: ciliary basal body. The coding region runs from base 19 to 738 and encodes 239 amino acids. NCBI's taxonomy places the organism in Eukaryota, Metazoa, Chordata, Mammalia, Rodentia, Octodontidae. The record is from RefSeq and is a predicted model, not a curated record. Gene Ontology annotation, biological process: regulation of cell projection organization. Gene Ontology annotation, molecular function: cytoskeletal protein binding. The transcript is spliced from 6 exons.
GUAGGAACAUGUUGACACAUGGAUAUAAUUUAUGAGAUAUUUGCUGAAAGUCCUAGUGAGGAACUGUUCAAGCCCAAAGUUUUUAGGAAAUUCACGAAGACCGAGCCAUAUGAUCUACCCCAGCUGACAAACACCACGCAGUGGAACCGCCAGCCAUUCCUUUGGGACUUUGUUCUUGGAGGUGUGGAUGUCUACUCCUUCGGAUCGCGUCAACAGCGGAAGCUCUUUCCUCUGUACCACCCUCCAAACCAGUUGGGGAAUUGCUUCCUUCCCCUUAGAGGAUCGCCUGACGUAGGCCCUGGGCGUUACAUAGCAGAGGAUAAUGGGCUGGCCUACAAGCUGUCUAAGAUUCCGACAAGUACAAAAGGGUAUGCCCUUGGAGCCAGAACUGCUGCGAGGUUUAAGCCACUCAGUAAGGAUGUGACACCUUACCCAGGCAAGUACCAGAGGGUAACUACUUCGGAGGAAAAACACAAACAAAAUUUUGUUCCAUUUAAUGUCUUGCUACCUCGAUCUGGAAAAUGUUCAAAGGACAUUUCUUCUUAUCCUGGCCCUGGUGCUUACAACCCAGAGAAGAAGGCACCCCCAAAAGUUGCUUGGCCAAUGAAAUUUGGAUCUCCAGACUGGACUCAGGUUCCAUGUCUGCAGAAAAGAACCUUAAAAGCUGAGCUGUCCACAGACAGAGAGUUUAGGAAGCAUCGGAACCGUGUCGCCUAUUUCAGACUGUUCUACAACUGAGAUGUGGUCACUGUCUCCACACGCUCCUCCUGACUACAGAAUCUUCAGGAUUGAAGAUGGGCCUGCUCUUCUCCUUCUGCAUUGCUGUGGCCCUCUGUCUGCCAGCUUAGGACCUAGGGAGGAGCAAGGGGCUGGUAACUACUAUGUG